AGGGCUCGCAGCAAAGAGGGUGGCAUGCGGCUGCAGACACUAGAUGGCAGGUGGAGAGGCAAACGGGUCGGACAGUAUCUGCGACAGGUCGACUGGUUUUUAGAGCUGCUGCUUUUCUGCGUGCAUGUUACGUCUGGACAGCCUGGACGUGGGUCCGAAAUCACGACGAUUCGACACCACAAUGGAUUGCUGCAGGACCGCAACGUGUUCGUGGUUGAUGGCAGGAUUAUGACGGUGGUUCGCUAUCACAAGUCGCAGUCGCAAUUUGACAAGCUAAAGAUUAUGCCGCGCUUCUUGCCCCCGCAGCUAGGGCAGGUGAUGGCCGUGUAUCUAGCUUACUUGCAGCCGUUCCAGGAGUAUCUAGUCGUC
Molecule: messenger RNA, 369 nt
Organism: Exserohilum turcica Et28A
Lineage: Eukaryota; Fungi; Ascomycota; Dothideomycetes; Pleosporales; Pleosporaceae
Exons: 1
Source: RefSeq, a predicted model, not a curated record